AUGGAGGGACGAAGAUACCAAGAUGAACGAUCUACGGGAAUGAAUAGGCCAAGAGGCCCAAGAGGUCCACGGGGUCCACGGGGUCCUAAAAGGGGACCUGAUAUGGAUUCUGACAGGCCGGAGAGUGAUCAUAGGGGUGCUGGUUCUAGCAGGGGGUCUGGCAGAAGAUAUGAAAGAGAGAAUCAAAGAACUUCGGGCAGAGAUUCUCGAAGAAAUGGGGAUCGUGAUUCAUCAACUCGUAGUAGAUAUCAUGAAAGAUCUAUGCAUUUCGAUGAAGAUCGAGAUUCACGCUACUAUGAAAAUAAAGGUGCCAGGUCGUAUGAUGACGAAAGAUAUUAUGAAUCGAAUAGAUCGAACGCGGAGUUUCAAGAAGGAGGCCAAACUGAUAAGAGCAGAAACAGAAAUAGAAAAAAGAGACCUAGAGAACGAGAUUCUCGAGAUAGAGGGGAAGAUGAAUCAUUGGCUGGACCAAGAAAGUUACCUACUGGCCCCAAGGCGAUGUCUGGGAAACGAACUAUGAAUGAGGUGAAUUUGGGACGGUCAAAUGGUCCUCCAUUCAAGAGGAUGGCCAAAGGGGUGAUGAACAGAAGUGCUAUGAGAGAUGCAGAUGAUGUGGAGGAUGAAGAAGAGUUUUUACAGCAUUCACAAAGGCCAAUGGAUCUCGGUGAUGCUGGCAAAGGGAUUUUCUUUAUGCAGAAGUCUAACAUUAGCGGUCCUGUAUAUGAGAGAAUACAGCAGGUUGGAGAAGGAACGUAUGGAAAGGUGUACAAGGCUCGGAACAAGAUAACGGGAGCGCUAGUGGCAUUGAAACGGUUGCGACUAGAAACAGAAAGAGAAGGUUUCCCUAUCACAGCCAACAGGGAGAUAGGGUUACUUCAAUCUUUUGAUCAUCGAAACAUAGUAGGAUUGUCGGAAAUGAUGGUGGAAAGGAAUCAAGUAUUCAUGGUUUUCCCAUAUAUGAGUCACGAUCUGUCGGGAAUCUUACAGCAGCAUGAGAUUAAGAUCAGUGAUGGCGAGAAAAAAAACAUAUUCAGACAGUUGUUAGAAGGGAUGAACUAUUUACAUCGCAAAAGAGUGAUACACAGAGACGUUAAGGGUUCAAAUAUCCUCAUUAGUAAUGAUGGAGUGUUGAAGAUCACCGAUUUUGGUUUGGCCAGGGCUAUGAAAAACAUAAAUACAGAGGUGGAAUCGCCAAAUUACACCAAUAGAGUGAUUACAUUGUGGUAUAGGCCUCCGGAGAUUUUGCUAGGCUCAACGGACUACGGACGAGAAAUCGAUAUUUGGGGAAUUGGGUGCUUGUUAUUAGAACUAUUUACAAGGCACGCUGUCUUUCAGGGAACUAACGAGGUGGAUCAGUUGUGGAAAGUGUAUGAUAUUAUGGGGACGAUUAAAACAUCUGAGUGGGCAGAUGCGGAUCAGCUUCCCUGGUUUGAAAUGCUGAGGCCUAACUUUCAUACAGUUUCGAAAUUUAAGGACAAGUUUGGCAAAUUGUUGAGCCCGGAGUGUUUCAACCUAGCAGAGUUAUUGUUGAAGAUGAAUCCUUCUCAGAGAAUUACCGCCGAAGAGGCCCUAAAGCAUUCGUAUUUCCGAGAGGAUCCCAAGGAAUGUGGUCUAGAGUUUUUGAAGCACAUAAACGGUGAGUGGCAUGAAUUCGAGGCCAAGAAAAAGAGAAAAGAGAUAAGAGAUGCCACCAAGCUUAAAAAGCAACAGCAGCAUCAACCUAAUGACACCCUGGACCGUGAACACGACCACGAACAAGCAGUGGUUGAACCAUUGUAA
Molecule: messenger RNA, 1779 nt
Organism: Brettanomyces nanus
Lineage: Eukaryota; Fungi; Ascomycota; Pichiomycetes; Pichiales; Pichiaceae
Exons: 1
Coding region: 1-1779 (592 amino acids)
Biological process (GO): transcription elongation by RNA polymerase II; positive regulation of transcription elongation by RNA polymerase II; protein phosphorylation
Cellular component (GO): cyclin/CDK positive transcription elongation factor complex; nucleus
Molecular function (GO): cyclin-dependent protein serine/threonine kinase activity; RNA polymerase II CTD heptapeptide repeat kinase activity; cyclin binding
Source: RefSeq, a predicted model, not a curated record